Molecule: messenger RNA, 3001 nt
Organism: Aphis gossypii (cotton aphid)
Lineage: Eukaryota; Metazoa; Arthropoda; Insecta; Hemiptera; Aphididae
Product: dynamin-1-like protein
Exons: 3
Coding region: 366-2396 (676 amino acids)
Cellular component (GO): membrane; microtubule; cytoplasm
Molecular function (GO): microtubule binding; GTP binding; GTPase activity
Source: RefSeq, a predicted model, not a curated record
CCCUGUAGAUUGCAAAUACCAAAGCAUAAAAACUAUAUUAUUAAUAAUAAUUAUAGUUGUGAUUUACAAUGAUUUUCUUAUCCAUAUUUUUUUUUACAUUGUGAAUGCGUGUGUCGCAGGGUGGUGGGUGUAGCGCUGUGUGACAACGAAACGUCAACAAUAAUCACAACCAUUUUUUAUUACUUUAUUUGUAAGAAUACAUCUCGACUGUUCAGUCAUUAGUUAUUAGCGUUUCGACUCAUCGAUAUUAUUUAACAAUUUUGAAAUUUCGACAUCCAUAUUGAACAACAACCACUAUACAUAUAUAGCUACCCAAAGCGUAGACUUGGCAAUUUUAUUACUAUUUAGACGGCACGAAAUUAACAAUGCAGUCUCUUAUACAAAUUGUGAAUAAGUUGCAAGAUGUUUUUUCAGUAGUUGGUGAACAGCAAAUCAUUGACAUACCACAAAUUGUAGUUGUGGGAACACAGAGUUCUGGUAAAAGUUCUGUGCUAGAAAGCAUCGUAGGAAGAUCAUUUUUACCUCGAGGAACAGGCGUGGUUACUAGGGCUCCAUUAGUUAUACAAAUGAUUAGGUACACAGAAGAAACAAAAAAAUCUAUGCUGAUGUCAAAUAACAUUGAGAACGAUGAAAACAUAACAGAAUGGGUAGAAUUUCUACAUAGACCAAAUGCCUAUUAUUUUGAUUUUGAUUUGGUACGCAAUGAAAUUGAAUGUAGAACAAACAUUCUAGCGGGAUCCAAUAAGGGAAUAACAAAAAAUCAAAUUAUAUUGAAAAUUCACACUAAUCGUUACGAUCUGACUUUUGUAGAUUUACCGGGUAUAACAAAAGUACCUGUAGGAGAUCAACCUGCAGACAUAGACGAACAAAUACAGAAAUUAAUUAUUAGUUAUGCAGAACAGUCUAAUUCUAUUAUUUUAGCAGUAGUGACUGCAAAUACGGACCCGUCAACAAGUGAAAGUCUUCAAAUAGCAAAGAAAUUGGAUCCAGAUGGCAUCAGAACUAUAGCUGUAGUUACAAAACUGGACCUGAUUGAUGAAGGAACACAACAAGACACGAAGGAUUUACUGUGUGGUCGCAGGAUUCCGGUAAAAUUAGGUAUCAUCGGUGUGGUGAACAGAAGUCAAAAAGACAUCGUUGAAAAUAAACCAAUGGACGCAACACUAAAGUCAGAAACAGAAUUUCUUAAAACUAAUUAUCCUGAUAUAUGUACGAAACACGGCAACAGAGCAUUAACUCAUACGUUACAGUUGGUAUUGAUAACCCACAUUAAAAAAGUAUUUCCUAAACUUAAAUUUGAACUUGAAGAGUUGAAAAAUAAAUUGGGAAAGAAACUUUUGUUACUGCACACACCCGAGAACAACAUAUCAUUUAUAAUAGAACUUUUAAAAGAUAUCAGCAAAUCGUACGAAAAUGCUGUAAAUGGAAAUCAAGACGAUGUUUCGGUCGAAGAAAUUAUUGGUGGGGCCAGUGUCGUUCAAAUAAUACAACAAAAAUAUUUAAAGACAAUAAAUUCCAUUGAUCCGCUUCAAGAUUUAUCAGAUGAAAAUAUUGCAAAAGCGUUAUUAAAUGCAUCAGGCAUCAACCAAAGUACUUUUGUGAACGAAAAGGCGUUACAAAAAAUAUUAAAACGACAAUUAAAUAACUUAAUCGAGCCGUCAUUGGAUUGCGUUGAAUUGGUGCGCAAUGAAAUGUUAAACAUAUUUAAUUCGAUUGACAUCAGUUUGUUGGACACACUUAAACGGUACCCACAGCUCGACGAAGACGUGAGAAAAGUUUUUGAUAAGUUGUUAGAAGAAAAUGUGAAAAGCAUUAAAGAAUUUAUUGCAUCAUACAUAGAAUCUUAUCAAGAAUGUUUAGAUACAUCAAAUCCAGAUUUCAUACUGGAAAUUGUUAAUUCAAACAAUACAAUUCAAGAAGAAAUUCUCGCUGCUGCAAACAUAAAUAAUUACAAUUGUAAUAGCGAUAGUGAUUCAGAUCGUGGUUGGAAUAAUAUGAGCCGGAACAAAAAAGGCAAUGAAAAAAAGGUUGAAAUUAAAAGAAUACAAAUGUUGAAUCAACUAUUAUCAGGUCUUAAUAACAAUGACGAUGAUUUAGAAUCAUCUGAACAAGUAAAGUUACAUAGAGAUUUAAGUAUAUGUUAUUUUGAAUACAUCAGAAAAAUUGUGCGGGACUUUGUGCCUAAAAGAAUUAAACACAAAAUGAUAAAUUCAUUUUUAAAAGACCUUGAUAAGCGUUUAAAUCAAGAAAUAUUCCAAACUUAUUUAAUUGAUAACAAAAUUGAUGAAGUACUUUUAGAAGAUGAACGUUUUCAAGAGGAUAGAAAAGAUGUUCUAAUCAAAUUGGAUGCUGUUAAGAAAGCAUUAAAAAGUAUGGUUGACAUUCAAUAUUUUUAAUCUAUUCUCUAAAAAUAUAUAUAUUUUUUUAAAUUCACAAUAAAAUUAUAAUGUUUCUAGUAGGUUAUAAUAACUAAUUAUAAAUAGUUAACUAUAUUUCUAAAUUACAUUUUUCUAACAUAGGUACCUAAUAUAUUAUAUUGCCUUUUUUGCUCAAUAUAUGCUAAUUUAUAUGCUCAUAAGUCAUAAAUCAUAAUGAAUAAUCAUAAAUAAUUAAUUAUAUUUCUAGAUUAUAUUUUUAAAAUAUAAUAAAUAGGAUUUCUUUUUAUGCUCAACUUUAAGUAAUAUUCAAAUAUAUAAGAUACUUGUAUUCUAUGUUACAUGCGUAUUGUUAUUUAUUUAGUUAACAAAUGUAGAUAGUUAGCUGUUUAUUGUCGCCGAACCUUUACAAUCAUAAUUAUUUUCGAUUAAUAACAUUAUAUAGUCUAUAAUAUUUGGUAGGUAAAACUUGUAAGACGAAUAAACUCUAACAGCACUAUCUAUUUUUUGUGAACCCGUUACAUCAUAAUAAUAUGUUAAUAGCAUUAAAGAAGAAUGUAGUUGUAUUAAUAAUAAAAAAAGUUAUUAGUAGUCGAAAAAUACAUUAAAAAAAAAAAUAAUAAUAA